UGUGAUUGACAACAGGAAAGAUAGACGAUAGAUAAUUCCUUAGCCAUAAUUAAGACACCUGAUUAAAAGUGCCAAUACCAAAUAGUUGUUGUAUGUGUGUGUAGCCUACUGGUCAACAACCCAUCAAUACAUAUAUAACUGAUAGUGAUACAAGAAUCCCAACACAAUUGCAAUCAUUGGAAUCAGUGAAAAACAACAUUCCAAAAGAAUUAAACUUGUCAUCUUUGGUUAAAAGUAGCAUACAGAGAGAAUUAAAUCUGUUACACUUGGUGAAAAACAGCAUUCCUAAAGAAUUAAAAUUACAGUCAGUUGAAAAGCGUCAAACUGGAAUAGACAAUAACGUUGAAUUCAAACAGAAUUCCACAAUAGGCUAGAUAAUAAAAGAAAAUCUCCAUCACCAUCCAAAAUGUCAAAAACCAAGCUUGAAACAGUAGCUGAUGAUAGCUUGGACAAAGAACAGAGAUGUUUUGAUAUGGGUGUGAAGUGCUGUAAUCUUUUAGUCAAACCCGAAAAUCUUUAUAAAUUGGCCACAAAACAAGUGAUGAAGCUACAUCUGAAACGUUCUCUACCAAGAACAAUCAGUUUUUCGCAGUUAUUAAAAAAUCUCUCCAAUUUACAGAUAUUAGAUCUUUCCUACAAUAAUAUGGGUCCACAGGCUUUCCGAGCUGUGUGUCUAGCUAUGUGCAGUAAUAUAACUAUCACUAGUUUGAAUCUGGCAGAUAAUAGAACAGAUACAGAUACUUCGGCAUGCAUAGGUAAAAUGGUACAAGAAAACGGCACAUUACAGUAUUUAGAUGUAUCUGGUAAUAGUCUAGGAAAGGAUUAUUUUUCAAGAUGUGUUGGUCCAGCUCUUAAAACAAAUACUUCAUUGACAAGAUUAAAAGCCCAAAGUAUUGGAAUUGUUGAUGUGAAUGUUUUAUUAGAAGGGUUAAAAGAGAAUAAAACUAUAACAGAAUUAGAUCUGAGUAGCAACCAAGUAACAGACAGACGUUCUUUAGGAGAGGGACUCAACACAGUUCUAAAGAAUGUUGAUUGCAAACUAAGCUCUCUGUGUUUGUGUAACUGUGAUAUAAAUAGUGAUGGUAUUAAACUGUUGUUGGAUGGAUUACAGCUCAAUAAAUCUCUUGUAGAACUUAAUCUUAGUGGAAAUGAGUUUGAAGAGAGUGAAUUGCUAUAUAAUUUUCUUGUUUCUGCUUUCCAACAUGAUUCUUUGUCUCAUCUUUAUAUAAAUGAUGCCAGAAUAUCCAAUACAUCAUUGACAAGUGAAGUUUCAGUAACUUCUUCAACUAUAUCAUCCAUGACUAGUUUAAAGUUGAAUUCAAGCAAAAUUACCAAUCAGAUGCUGUCUUUCCUGGGCAGAAAUUUCUGUGGGAAAUUGUGUAAUUUACUUGAUCUGGAUAUUAGCAAUAAUAAUGAUCUUAAGCCAGAAUGUCUACAAGAUAUUGUAAAGCUUACACAGGAUGCUGCUGGAAAUAGUUCAUUACAAAAGUUAACGUUUGGGUUGAAUGAAUGUGAUAGUAUAGCAGAGAAUCUUCAAACACAGUUCCCCAAUUUGGAAUAUUUAAACCUGAGAAAAGCCAGGAUGAGUGUUGAGAAAUUGGAAGGGUUAUCGAUAAUUGUCAAGAAUAAAGGUCUUCAAAUAUCAACUUUAGUUUUAGAUGGGUUAAAACUUUCAGGAACCGAAGCUAUGAAAUCUCUUAAUGCUGCAUUGUCUUCCAGUAAUAUAACAGCUUUAAGUUUUGAUGGGUGCUCCCUAGCUGAUAAGGAUAUGUUACAGUUAUUUGAUGCCAUGAAUGCACAACUUAAAUUGCAUAUGUUGAAAUUGUCUGCUAAUCGCUUCACUGAUGAAUUAAUAACACAACUUGUUAUGGUUCUGCUGAAGAAAACAGACUAUCCCUUAGCAGUUUUAGAUGUUUCAAAUAACGAGCUGUGUGAUCCAAGUCCAAUUGAAAUAAGUAAAUUGUAUCUGAAGAAAGGGUCUUCUUUACAUAGUAUUAAUCUACACGGAAAUAAUAUUGGUAAAUGUGGAGUUUUAAGUCUAAUAUCAUGUUUAGGACCCAAUUCAACAUUAAAAACUCUGUAUAUGCAAAACCAAAGUAAAGCUCUUGAAGAAUCAGAGGUUAUUGAGAUCGGUUUAAAGUUGGCAGAUUGUUUAGGUUAUAAAGUCAAUAACAAAGAUGGUAUGAUAGAAAUCGGAUGUAGUGAUUUACCUACAUUACCUGAUGGUUUCCUCGUGAAUAUAUCCGGUCUAGGUGGAACCACAGGUGAUAUUGGUUAUAAACUAGAUUGUCAAGCCAUCAUUACUGAUUUAUCAACCAGACAGCUUCUAAAUCUUUCAUUUUCUGAUAUAAUGGAGUUAGCUUCAUCUUUAAAAGGAUAUGAUAAUUGUGAUUGUAUAUUGUCUAUGGAAGAAUUUAGUCAGAUUACUGGUGCUAAUAAAGAUAGAGAAGUGCCGUCAUGGUUACAGGUAUCAGGUAAAAGAGAAUUAGCUUUAUACCUGUCUAAUCUACCUGGUAAUGCUACAGUUAAUAAAAUAGAAGCACUAUUUGAUAUGGAAGCUGAUUGUAGUGUGGAUGAAGUCUGUCUUAUGAAGGAUCCUGUAACCCGAUGUAAUAAUGGUGUUGGAUGGGUGUUAAUGUGUGAUGAGACCAGUGUUAAUAAAGCUGUAGAUUUCUUCCAUCAAGGAGAGGCAAAAGUGUUUGGUCAGCCAUUUAUGAUUUCAAGAAUAAAAGUUAGGAUUGAAGACAACGCUGGUACUGAAGCGGAAAGAAAAGCUAGACAAGACAUGGAGGAACGAUUAAGACAAAGAAAGAAAGAUGACGCAGCACAUCGUCAGUUGAUACAACAUAAUACAGAAGAAUCCUGGAAGAGGCAUGCUUAUAGACUUGCUCAUCCUGCUUAUGCUGAUGGUAGAAUCUGGUAGAAAUUCAAUUCCAGUAACUUCUGACAUGUUAGAAUUUAUACUUGGACAUCAUGUGGGCAGAAGGGUUAUUUCCCAUUAAGAUUUAGUACUGAAUCUAUUCAUACUGAAUAUGCUCACCUACGACAAAUACACUCUCCGAGAGUGGAAUAGUUGGAUGAAAUUUUUAAUUUCUUUACUUUUUUAUUUGCUUGAAGUUGAAGUAAGUUAAUAUUGACCAUCUAUUGAAGAAAAACAAAAGCUAUAUGGAUUUAAUGAUCACAGUUUUAUUCAUUUUUAUAGUAUGUAAACAUGUUGUAUGUGGAUAGAGAUAGAAGCUUUAUGUUUAUAUGAAUACAUGUAUUGUAUAAGAAACAAGCUAAUUUUGUUGCUAUAGUUACUACUAUAUUUAUUAAAUUUCAUACUGUUUUAAAGGUUAUAUUUAAGAUUAUAUUUUAGAUUACAAUUGAAUUUAAUAGGAAUUUCUUGGAAAUUGUGCAGCUAUAUAUCUUGAUGGCAGCUGCAGCUCUCUGCUUAGUUCCUUGUCAAUAAACAAUAAAGACUGCAUGUAAUUCUCCUGUAAGUCUUUUCCUUUUUUAUUUCUCAGUUAAUUGGAUCUCGUACAAAACAAAAAGAAAACUACUGCACAUCACAUCAACAGUAUUUGAUAAUAGUUAGUUUUAGGCUGAUUUGUUUCUGAAAAAAAAACAGUGGCCCUUGUGGUUGUCUUUAUUCUACCCCAGCCCAAAUUUAUCUAUAAUAUUAUCUCUAAUCUGUAUUUCAAAUUAAACCAUAUGUUAGUCCCGAAAUGACCUAGUUUAUGUCAGUGUUAAAUCUCUCUCUCUCUCGCUCUCUCUCUCUCUCUCAUCUGUAUUUCAGAUGUAAUAUCUGGAUUGUAAUCAAAUUUCCUUACUUUUAAUGUGGGAUUCAGACCACUGACAUAGGUGUCAGCAUUUUAUUGUCCCAAAAAACAAAAUUAGAGUGACAAUAUUGACAACAAUAUUGUACGUAUUCACCACGUCAAAUGAAUAAUUCUACAACAAUUAAUAAGAAGUUCUAUACAGUUUGUUUGCAGUUAAAAAGGUGUUUUUAAACAUCAAAACAUCAAAAAUUAGACUAAAACUUAUAACUCAUUAAAACCGCAGAAAAAUAGGA
This is a messenger RNA of Patella vulgata (common limpet), 4054 nucleotides long. RefSeq lists its product as uncharacterized. Gene Ontology annotation, molecular function: GTPase activator activity; small GTPase binding; RNA binding. Gene Ontology annotation, cellular component: cytosol; perinuclear region of cytoplasm; nucleus. Gene Ontology annotation, biological process: activation of GTPase activity; nucleocytoplasmic transport. The transcript is spliced from 19 exons. Bases 407 to 2923 code for a protein of 838 amino acids. The record is from RefSeq and is a predicted model, not a curated record. Lineage: Eukaryota; Metazoa; Mollusca; Gastropoda; Patellidae.